Messenger RNA from Canariomyces notabilis, 486 nucleotides. RefSeq names its product mitochondrial import inner membrane translocase, subunit Tim17/22. Gene Ontology annotation, biological process: protein insertion into mitochondrial inner membrane. The transcript has 2 exons. The record is from RefSeq and is a predicted model, not a curated record. Bases 1 to 486 code for a protein of 161 amino acids. Gene Ontology annotation, cellular component: TIM22 mitochondrial import inner membrane insertion complex. NCBI's taxonomy places the organism in Eukaryota, Fungi, Ascomycota, Sordariomycetes, Sordariales, Chaetomiaceae. Gene Ontology annotation, molecular function: transmembrane protein transporter activity.
AUGGAAUCGUGCUACGCCAAGACGGUCAUGAGCGGCGCCAUGGGUUUCGCUAUGGGCGGGUUGUUCGGCAUGUUUAUGGCUUCGAUGUCCUACGACACCCCCUUCCACGGCGCCCCCGGCGCUCCAGGCUCCCCCGCGCCCGCCGCGGGUUUACCCGGCGCGAGCGCCGCCGCGACACCGGCUUCGAUAUCCUCCCUCCCACUGCGGAAACAGCUGGCGAACGGCUUCAAGGACAUGGGCGCGCGCUCGUGGAGCUCGGCCAAGAACUUUGGGGCCAUUGGCGCCCUGUACAGCGGCAUCGAGUGCGGCAUUGAGGGGCUGCGGGCCAAGAACGAUCUCGGGAAUAGUGUCGCGGCGGGUUGUGCGACGGGCGCCAUUUUGGCCCGCAACGGAGGGCCCCAGGCGGCUGCGUUAGGGUGUGCGGGGUUCGCGGCGUUCAGUGCGGCUAUUGAUGCCUGGAUGAGGAUGCCUAAGGAUGAGGAUUGA